AAUCUCUGGCAGCACAAAUAACAAAUAAAUUUAUAAAUUAGCGGCAAGGAGUGGAUAUGUCGACGUCCCCCGAAGAUCGGCUGCGCGAGAGCCUCAACCGCUGUCUGUCGGACUCGCUGGUGAAGGGAUUCGGAGGUCUGGUGAUCGGGUCCGUGGUCACCCUGCUCUUCUUCCGGAGGCGCAUCUGGCCCGUCUGGCUGGGCACAGGGUUCGGCAUGGGCAUGGCCUACCGGGGAUGCGAGAAGGAGCUGAACGAGGUGAAGUUCGCCCACCGGAAGUGAUCUCUGGACAGCCGGACAUUUGAUUUUACUCUUGUUUACACAUGAUUCAAUGGCUUGUGCUUGGAAUGUGGAUGUCUUUUGGUGUGGGAUAAAAUGAUUUAAUGCAAACACAA
Molecule: messenger RNA, 394 nt
Organism: Drosophila rhopaloa
Lineage: Eukaryota; Metazoa; Arthropoda; Insecta; Diptera; Drosophilidae
Product: MICOS complex subunit Mic10
Exons: 1
Coding region: 57-281 (74 amino acids)
Cellular component (GO): MICOS complex; mitochondrion; mitochondrial inner membrane
Source: RefSeq, a predicted model, not a curated record